GGACUCUCGGUUCUCGCAUGUACACUUAGACCUGGUAGGUCCAUUGCCUCCGUCGCGCGGAUUCGUAUACAUUCUGACAUGUGUCGACCGCUUCACCAGAUGGCCAGAAGCCAUUCCCGUAACAGACUGCACAGCUGAGACUGUUAUCCGGGCCUUCUUGGACCGAUGGGUCUCGCACUACGGAUGCCCAUCCACCAUCACAACUGACCGCGGAACGCCUUUCGAAUCUUCACAAUUCGAUACGUUCUGCAACUUCUUAGGUUGUCGCCGCAUCCAUACCACAGCGUAUCACCCAGCAGCCAACGGGUUAGUUGAACGUUUCCAUAGACAGCUUAAAGCCUCGCUCUGCGCCUCCUCCGACCCUAGCUGGAGCGAAAACAUUUCGCUCGUACUCUUAGGCAUUCGCAGCAGCAUCAAAGCUGACUUG
Dicrocoelium dendriticum is the source of this 427-nucleotide messenger RNA. The record is from the annotation of a GenBank genome assembly. NCBI's taxonomy places the organism in Eukaryota, Metazoa, Platyhelminthes, Trematoda, Plagiorchiida, Dicrocoeliidae.